GUGCCAGAGCAGUCUCCUUUGCUGUGCUUCUCUGAGAAACACACACCCACACACACCAGAACACUCUUCAUUGCUGGUUGGGGGAGAGUGCUGAAUCCUUUCCUCUUUGCCUGGAUCAUGCUGCCCUGGAAAAGAAGUAAGUUUGUGCUGGUGGAGAACGAGUCCAAAAGCAAGCCGAAAAGUCUUGGAGCCGGACUGACUUAUCAUUCCCUGCUUUCGACUUUGCUCCACUCCUGUCCGGACCUUGUUCCCGACUGUCCGUUUCAAUGGCUGGGGAGCGUUUUCCACAGCAAACGCCAGAAAGUAGAGCUCAACAAAGAGGAACCCACCUACAACGUGCGUUACCUGGGCAGCGCAGUCACCAUCAUGGCUAAAGGCGAGGAUUGCAUGCAGGAGGCGGUGGCUAAGAUUUGGACUCGCAGCAACUACGGCGAACAGAGCGCCAAGAUGAAGCUCAGCGUCGGGCCGCACGGAAUUCGCAUGGGGGUGGAUAAAGGUGGCAAAAAGAAGCCCGUCCACACUUAUUCCCUCAACCGUAUCACAUACUGCAGUGCUGACCCCUUCCGGCCAAAGAUCUUUGCGUGGAUUUACAGGCAUCAGGUGAAGAAUAAAGCGGUGGUUCUACGAUGCCACGCCGUCCUGUUGGCGAAGGCAGAAAAGGCCCGAGCGUUAGCUCUCAGCCUGUACCAAAACUCAACAUCGGCAUUCACUGAGUUCAAACGACUAAAGCGCCAGUCCGACUUCUGUCAUUGCCAGCAGCAGCUGUUGGGCGAGGUCAUUGUGCCUCUUAUGCCUCUUCGGAGACUCCUGAAUGGCCAAUGCCACUACCAGCCACCUGCAGAAAAGCCUGGAAGCGCCACACGGCUCUCCUCGAUUACUGAGGAAGAGCCCAUCUGUCAACUCUGGCAUGUGUUUUUGUAA
This is a messenger RNA of Sinocyclocheilus rhinocerous, 921 nucleotides long. RefSeq names its product protein FAM43B-like. The record is from RefSeq and is a predicted model, not a curated record. Lineage: Eukaryota; Metazoa; Chordata; Actinopteri; Cypriniformes; Cyprinidae. Bases 118 to 921 code for a protein of 267 amino acids. The transcript has a single exon.